Molecule: messenger RNA, 4311 nt
Organism: Chara braunii
Lineage: Eukaryota; Viridiplantae; Streptophyta; Charophyceae; Charales; Characeae
Source: the annotation of a GenBank genome assembly
GUACGUAGUAAGAGUUAGGAAGGACGGAUGGAAUAGACCGGUCAAGGUGUAAUGCUGAAUAAGGGGAUAUGCUUGUUUUUCUCUUGUCAGGGAGCUUGAAGAGAAAGGUCUGGCAAGAUGUCGCAGGGCGGCGGCGCAUCGGGAGCCCCCAAGAAGGGCCUGACGCUCGAUGACCUCAUAGCGGCUAUUGACAGGCAUGAAAGAAAUCCGAGCAAUAUCCCCAAGGUCGAUACCUUCCAUUUUUGUGGGGAAAAAGUCUUGGAAUGGCUGGAACGAGUGGAACAAGCUUUGGUCGGGCGGUCGGACGUGGAAAAAUUUCAACGCAUUCUUCAGUAUGUCCUCCACAGCUACCACCAGGAAGUGAAGAAAGUCAUAGAUGCGGCCCAAGGUAGCUCGGAGAGGUUCAAGGAGGGGAUGCAGAGGAAAUACCGCCUGGAAGACGGGCUAUUGACUACUGCGGACCUUGAGGCGAUGAACAAAGAGGAUUUUACGACGAUAGGGGCCUUUGUUCAAGAAUUUAAGAAGAGGGCGCGAAAGGUCCAUGGGAUUUCGGAGGAAGCACAGUGCGCCAUCUUCCUGGGGCUACUCACGGCAUCGGAGGCCGUCGAGUUGACGAGACAUGGAGGAGGUAACACCAAGCUCACCUGGGCCACCAUUGACAGAGGGGUGGAAGUUGGGUGUUUGGACCAGGUGGAGCAACGUCAGGUACGCCUACAAAGGCAGAAGAGAAAGGAAAGAGAUGCGACCGCUUCUGGGACCGCUUCUGGGACCCCGGGGGUAACAAGGAUUGUUACAGACGUAUUGGCACAGCUGGGGUAUGCGACAGAGCCGGUGGAGCAAAGGAGGGUAGAGACGGCUGUCAAAAUGAAAGGAAAGGAGCCGGUGAUAGAAGAGGCCGUUGAGGAAGAACUCUGGGAAGAGGAAGAGCCGGUGCCACAACACCUGACAAAGGCCCAACGCAAAGUGCGUAACUUGGCGCAGGGCGGACAGGGAUCAGGAAAAGCGCAGGCGCCUCAGGCCCAGGCAGCAGCCCCUUUAAAUGUGGCGGCUUCAUCAUCUAGUAUGGGCCCCUCGCAAGGUGGGGCGCCCUCCUACGGACAGUGGCCCUGGCCGGUGAUCAAUGCAAUUGUGCCAUGGGGAAGCCCGCCGCCAGUAGCCGGACCGCAAACAAGGAACGAGGAGGAAUUGAUUAUAGGCGAGCCCGACUUCCUGCUGCCUCAGGAGCGAACGUUGAUGGUGGAACUAAUGAAGAGGAGGCAUCGCGCCUAUGCGUUUAAUGACGGGGAGCGUGGCAGGCUGGAUGUGGACAAAAUACCUAUGAUCCGCAUCCAUACCGUGCCACACGAGCCUUGGAACAUGCGAGGGGCGCGAUAUCCUAAUCCUGACGAGGAAAAGAAGGUGGUGGAUUACCUCGAUGGCAAAAUACGUACACAAGUCGCCGACUAUUCGAGUGGACCGUAUGUGUCCUCGUGGUUCUGCUUUAUCACGCCUAACGGGACGCUGCGGUGGGUGCAAGAUUUGCAAAGACUGAAUGCGGUGACCGUGCGGGAUGCUAGAGGAUUGCCCAAUGCACACGCGCUGUCAGAAUCCUGUGCUGGAAGGCCUAUAAUCUCACCUAUAGACCUGUACUCAGGAUAUGAUCAGUUCCCAGUCUACCCGUCGGACAGGCAUGUGACGGCUAUGCACACGCCACGAGGGCUAAUCCACAUGAACGUGGCCUCGCAAGGGUGGACCAAUGCGGUAGCAAUGGUCCAACGGGCCAUGAUUCGAGCUAUGCAGUCAGUCAGCUCCCAUAUCAGACAACCAUACAUCGAUGAUUUGGCAGUGAAGGGGCCGGCAGUGAAGGAAAGCGACGAAGUCUCGCCGGGGGUGAGGCGCUUUGUCUGGAAGCAUAUCCAGGACCUCGAAAAAGUCCUGAGCCUGCUCGAGGAACAUAACCUCACGGCAAGCGGGGCCAAAUCCAGACACUGCAUGAGGGAAGCGACUAUUUUGGGGUUCGUCUGCAGCAAGAAGGGCCGAAGGCCGAAUGUGAAGAAGACGGACAAGAUUACUGAGUGGCCGGUUCCGUUCCACUCAAUAACUGAUGUCAGGAGCUUGCUUGGUACGUGUGGAUUUUGGAGGGCCUUCGUCAAGAACUUUACCGCUAAGACUGAACAUCUGAGGAAGUUAGUUCGCAAGGACCAGGAAUGGGUAUGGGGUAAGGAACAAGAAGAGGUGGUGGCUAGGAUGAAGGAGGAAUUUCGAGGAGGGUUGGUGCUAGGAGCACCAGAUUAUUAUGCUACGGAAACACGACCCUUCAUUGUUGAAACAGAUGCGGGGCCGACUGCCUUAGGGGGAGUUCUAAUUCAGGCGGACAUGGAGGGAAAGGAAAGACCCCUGCGAUUUGAGAGCCGGACCCUCUGUACGACCGAGAGGAAUUACUCUCAGUUCAAUAGGGAGACCCUUGCCGUCCUCCACUGUCUGCGGAUCUUCCGGAACUACAUCUUCGGCAGGAGGUUUAUUUUGAGAGURGAUCCGACCGCCCUGGCCUACUCUCUAAGAAAUUACGUUCCAUCAGAUCCAACGGUUGCCAGGUGGCUGACGUACAUCUGGAUGUUUAACUUCGAAUUGGAGCGGAUUCCAGGCAGUAAGAACCGGGCGGACGGGCUGAGUCGGAUCAACUGGGAUAAACAGGAAGGGGAGGCGGUGGAGAAUACGCCCCCAGUUGAUGGAUUUCUGGACCAGGAAGAAGAUGUCCCUCUUCAUAUCAACAAGUGGUCGUCGCGAGUACCCAGCUGUGUAGGCUAUACUAUCUGGCAAGCGCCGAAUGGGUAUGAAAGGAGGGCCGAGUUAGUCCUCAAACUCUUUGAAGAAGAGGAUCCCGGGGGUGGUAGAGAUAUUCAAUGGAUGAUGGAGUUAGCGCUGACCAGCUCGCAUAGCCUGGUGGAGGACAUGAGGACGAUUGAGGAAGGACCUGGCCAGGUAGAACGGCAUGAGGACCUGAUGGGGGGAAUGUAUCUCCUCGUCAACACGUUAUUGCAGGAAAGCCUCGACCAAUCAGGCCCGUUGAACCCGGAAGGGAAUAUGGACGAAAUGCCCGAGAGUCAAGACGACGAGUUCGAGGAGGGGGAGAUUAAGGAGGCUUUUCGUGCAGAGAAGUAUGACGGGAUCUACCUAGAGCUGGAGCUUCUUCUAUCAUGUGAAAUGCGGCUUAGGGAUGCAAGCGAUAGAGCUCAGAGGAUGCUGCAGCGCUACUUAGUGAGAGACGACCACCUUUUCGUGAGAAGAGAAGUGGGGAAUCCCAGGAGAGUCGUCUGCGGUAGGAAUCGUCAGAUCGACGUCGUAGCAGCGCUUCACGAUGGCAUUGCAGGAGGGCAUCGAGGGGUGCAAGCCACGUCUGACUUUACGAAGACAACCAUGCCAAGAGGAGGGAGGGGGACACGGCCGCCUCGGAGGCCGUUGGGAGCAUCAAGAGGAUAUGAGCGACAUGGGCCUCGUCAUCGAGAGAGUACUCCGGUAUACGAUGAUGGGGACAUCGAGCUAUUCCUGGACAGCUUUUGGGAUUAUGCGAGGCGUAUGGGUUGGACCGUGGCCCAGGCAAUCGAGAGACUGAGGGGAGCCGACAGAUUCGAGGAGCCCGUCGCACGGAUCCGUAGAGAGGCGACGACGAGAUCAGAGGUGGAGUGGAGGAUGCAGGAGUUGCGACCCUCGCCUGUGGGACCUGAUGGCAGGCCGAUCCACCUGGAGAUUGGAAAUGCGUCGGACUUCAUCCCCGCGUUUGAGUGGUUCAUGCAGGGGCAGGGUAUACCAAGAAAUGAUUGGAUGCAGACGCUACCACUCGGGACAAGGAAGGCGGAAAGGCCACUGGCUAGCCAAAUCAAAAGCAUGGCCCGGGACUGGGAGAGUUGCAGGGCACAUCUGAGAGAGGCCUUUCGACGGCCAGAGCCCCCUCAGCCCAGAGUUGAGAGGCGUCAGAGGAGUCAGAGGCAGAGGGACCCUGAGCCCAGGGAGGCGAGACCGUCUCGAGGAGGACGAAAAGCCCUAGCCAGGAGAGAAGAGGAACCGGAGCUGGAGCCAGAGGCUGAGGAGCGAGGGGCGUACCCUGAGUGUGGGUUGGGACCMGUGGAGUUCCAUCGGUUUACCGAGGGUGGAUUGAGGAGAUCGCCAGCGCGCACGCAGGAGGAACCGCCAGCAUCUGAGGGGCCCUUGAGGGAGUUGGAAACACAUUUGGAUAUCUCUCGGUGGGGGGCGUCGCCUUAGGGUGAGGAGCAUGGAGAGCAGGCAGAGGAGGUGCCACGAGAGGAGGUGCCACAAGAGGAGGUGCCACGAGAG